AUGAGCACCUCCACCAACACCACUGGAAACACGAUCACUUAUAUCUUGGUAUACGUUGACGACAUUAUUGUCACAGGGAAUGAUAAUCACCGAAUACAGACUGUUCUCCAUUCUUUUGCUGCUCGCUUCUCCAUCAAAGGCCCUGUUGAUCUACACUAUUUCCUCGGCAUUCAGGUCACUCGAACCGACUCUGGUGUACGUCUCUCUCAACAGAAAUACAUCAAUGAUCGCCUAUAUAAGGCUAAUAUGACAGAUGCGAAACCUAUCGCUACCCCGCUUCCCACUACACCUAAACUCAAGCUUGAUAGCGCCAGUCCUCUUCAAGAUGCGACACAAUAUAGGUCAGUGGUUGGAAGCUUACAAUAUUUGGCUUUCACCCGACCAGAUAUCUCGUAUGCAGUUGGUCGGUUCUCUCAGUUUAUGCACAAACCAACUGGAGAUCAUUGGCAGGCAGCAAAGCGAGUCCUCCGUUACUUGUCUGGUACACGGUCACAUGUUAUCUUUUUACACAAGAAAACACCUCUUACACUACACGCUUUCUCUGAUGCGGAUUGGGCCGGUGAUACGGACGAUUACGUCUCCACAAAUGGGUACAUCAUUUACUUAGGACAGAAUCCGAUCUCCUGGUCUUCAAAUAAAUAG
Molecule: messenger RNA, 642 nt
Organism: Brassica oleracea var. oleracea
Lineage: Eukaryota; Viridiplantae; Streptophyta; Magnoliopsida; Brassicales; Brassicaceae
Exons: 1
Coding region: 1-642 (213 amino acids)
Source: RefSeq, a predicted model, not a curated record